Didymella exigua CBS 183.55 is the source of this 1476-nucleotide messenger RNA. RefSeq names its product NAD(P)-binding protein. The coding region runs from base 254 to 1129 and encodes 291 amino acids. The transcript is spliced from 3 exons. The record is from RefSeq and is a predicted model, not a curated record. NCBI's taxonomy places the organism in Eukaryota, Fungi, Ascomycota, Dothideomycetes, Pleosporales, Didymellaceae.
AAGGUGGAGCCAUCCGUGUACCUCGGUUUCACAGCUCUCGGCUACUCCGCUUUGUGAGCGACGUGAGGCGGUGCGACGUCUGCUCCGUUUGUUGAUUCUACAUUAAAAGGCCUGACUUGGCUACUGUCUUCGAUCUGGCUUGACAACUGUCUUGGAUCUGGCUUGACAACUGUCUUCGAUCUCGUGUUUUUCAUCGGUGUUUCAAAGCCUCGUCUUCUUUCCACUGUCUUCAUCAACACCUCCAGAGUUCGACAUGUCCGCCUCGAAGCGUGUCGACCAGAUCGCUGGCCACCUCAACUACCCCACGGGCAUGUUGGCAGGCCAGGUGGCGAUCAUCACGGGCUCGGGCCAGGGAAUUGGGGCCGAGUGCGCGAGGCUGUUUGCAAACGAGGGCGCAAAGGUCGUGGUUGCCGAUGUCGAUGGCAAAAAGGCCGAGGCGGUGGUGGCGGCGAUCAAGGCCAGCGGCGGGCAGGCGGUCGCGGUCGCGGGCGACGUGCUCGACGACGCGUACAUCAAGACGCUCAUCGACAGGGCGGCUGCGUUUGGCAACGGCAAAAUCCACAUCAUCGUCAACAACGCAGGGUACACGUGGGACGGGGUGAUUCACAAGAUGACGGACAAGCAAUGGCACACCAUUGUCGACCUGCACGCGACGGCGCCGUUCAAGAUUGUGCGCGCCGCGGCGCCGUACUUUCGCGUCAAGGACGGCGAGCCCCGCAACAUCAUCAACAUCUCCAGCACGUCCGGGCUGCACGGAAACGCGGGGCAGAUCAACUACGCGCUCGCAAAGGCGGGCGUGACGGGCGUCACCAAGACGAUUGCCAAGGAAUGGGGCCCGAGUUUCGGCGUGCGCGCAAACACGGUCGCGUUUGGGCACAUUGCCACGCGGCUCACGGCGGCCAAGGAGGAGGGCGCGUUUGUGCAGCUGCCGGACGGCGAGAAGGUGGCGCUGGGGAUCCCGCAGGCUGCAAAGGGCGCUGCGGGCGGCCAGGACGCGCACGCGGACAUUCCUCUGAGGCGGCCCGGCACGGCGACCGAGGCGGCGAGCGCGGUGCUGGCGGUCGCAAGCCCGCUAUUCAGCUACGUGAACGGCGAGACGAUCAAGGUCACGGGCGGGCGGGCGAUGUAGGCAUGUAGGCAUGUAGGGCAUGUAGUCUUGCGCGCUUGAAUGAAGAGGAUGCAGGGACACAGUCUUGGGCAGUUGAGUGAAGAGAUGUAGGGCAUGUAGUCUUGGGCAGUUGAAUGAAGAGGAUGCAGUGACACAGUCUUGGGCAGUUGAGUGAAGAGAUGUAGGGACACAGUCCUGAGCAGUUGAGUGAAGAGGACGCAGGGACACAGUCUUGGACAGUUGAGUGAAGAGGACGCAGGGACACAGUCUUGGACAUCAAGCACUGUUUCGGGACGUCGAUAGUGACGAGCUGAACGUCUGGAUGCUGAAACGCAGCAGCUGGAUUGCCGUGUGGAGCGUGUCCAGUG